CCCGCUUCAAUCACGACAGGCAACAGCGCUUCAUGAUGACACAAAGACUCAGCAGGGGGAAAAACACGCAAAAGUUUCAAUGUUACUUUGUGAUGCUUGGAAUGAAACUAAAAAAAGGCAGACUUUAUGGUCGCUUUAAAAAGAAAAAAAAACAGGCAUAUAAAACACGUAAUUGUUAAGCAGCAAUGACAAGACCAGAGUGGAUCUCCUGAAGGAUGCGGAUGUGUUUGCCCUCACCUUUAAUUGCACUAUUGCUCGAUUCACACACAAACCAAGCCUCUCAAGAAUUACACAUUUUUACGUGUCGGCAACGUGACCAAGACAAGGGUGUGAAGAGAAGGUGCCCUCUGCUGCAUCAGGUGUUGAAGGCGGUCCAAUGAGCUGCUUGCCUUGCACAGCGGCGACCUGGGGAGAGGUCACGGCCAUUCUCGGGACGGUUGAGAUCCUGGUGGGCAUGUUCAACAUCGGACUUGGGCCGGGAAGGGUGUGGCAUGAACCUUUGGAUCUGGCCAGUCUGGGAGCAGCUUAUUGGCUGGGCGCUGUGGUGAGGUCAUUACGUUCGCUUUGUCCAGGCUUGCCUGAAGCAACAUUUGAAAUGAAUUUUCUGCAGUUUGUCAUAGCAGGAAUCCUGUCUGUCUUGGCGGGGCAGUGCCCCUCCCACUGCCUGGUGGGCUUUGCCGUGUUCAUUAACAUCAUCAGCGCCAUCCUGGCCAUUGUGGGCAUUGUGCUGUACGGCGUUGACACGGGAAAGCUUUCCCGACACUUUUUCUGCAAAUUCGGAACGUACACUUGUGGAGAUGGAGACAAUUUUGCAACGAGGUUGAUGAGAAGCAUGGACGUCAUGCUGAUCAUCCUGGCUUCUCUCCAGCUGUGUGUCAGCAUCAGCAUGAUCGUUCUGGCCGUCAAGGCUUUGGUGGUUGGGAAGAGAAACAAGCUUGAGGAAGAUGUUGAAGAAUUCCCUCCAGGAGUCAAUCCAGGACUGAAGGCCUUCCUCGUGGACAGUCUCGGUCCAGAAGACAAACAGUAGAAUAUCAAUCCAAAAACCACAACUCCUACCAUUGAGAGAGAAUUAAGUCGAAGGUGGCGCACAAUGAAUAGCGUUCCUGCAAGGCGGUCGCAUCCUUCCGAUGCCUCGUGAUGUUUGUCUGCGUUCCUGAGGUCACCUGACGGGCGACGGCCUCAAUGCAGGGCUGUGUGGCAAAUGGUCUCCAUGCAAAAGUCACCAUUCAUUCAUUCAUUUAUUCGCUCUGAUGGAAAGCAUCACUUCACCUAUUUGCUGCAGGUAGCGCUAGCCGUCAUUCUUCCACACCAAACUCCUCCGAGCAUGCCUGUAUGGACCUUGCUUUGCCCACCGGGGACAGGAAAGGUACUCCCACACCUGGCUGCGUUUAAUGAUUUGAUAUGGGAUUAAAUGUUAAUAGGAUAUUUUCAGAGCUACUGUUGACAGAGCCCUCUAGACAUUAUAUAACUGAGAAUUUGUUUUCUAUAAAAGCCCAAAAUAUACCACUUCCACAUGCAAUGGGAGGAGGAAUUUUAUCCUCGAUUGUAUGUCCAACACUCCUACCACUUCCACAUGGAAUGGGAGGAGAACUUUUUCAAUGUUUUCACAAAUAAUACACCAUAGUCUACCAUGAAACUGCAGCCUAUAGUGACCAGAAUACUACAUGUCACUUGUAUUUCAAUAUGUUUUGACUAAUAAUACACCAUAGUCUACCAUGAAACUGCAGCCUAUAGUGACCAGAAUACUACAUGUCACUUGUAUUUCAAUAUGUUUUGACGAAUAAUACACCAUAGUCUACCAUGAAACUGCAGCCUAUAGUGACCAGAAUACUACGUCACUUGUAUUUCAAUAUGUUUUGACUAAUAAUACACCAUAGUCUACCAUGAAACUGCAGACUAGUGACUAGAAUACUACAUGUCACUUGUAUUUCAAUAUGUUUUGACUAAUAAUACACCAUAGUCUACCAUGAAACUGCAGCCUAGUGACCAGAAUACUACAUGUCACUUGUACUUCAAUAUGUUUUGACUAAUAAUACACCAUAGUCUACCAUGAAACUGCAGCCUAUAGUGACCAGAAUACUACAUGUCACUUGUAUUUCAAUAUGUUUUGACGAAUAAUACACCAUAGUCUACCAUGAAACUGCAGACUAGUGACCAGAAUACUACAUGUCACUUGUAUUUCAAUAUGUUUUGACUAGUAAUACACCAUAGUCUACCAUGAAACUGCAGACUAGUGACUAGAAUACUACAUGUCACUUGUAUUUCAAUAUGUUUUGACUAAUAAUACACCAUAGUCUACCAUGAAACUGCAGCCCAUAGUGACCAGAAUACUACAUGUCACUUGUAUUUCAAUGUUUUGACUAAUAAUACACCAUAGUCUACCAUGAAACUGCAGCCUAUAGUGACCAGAAUACUACAUGUCACUUGUAUUUCAAUGUUUUGACUAAUAAUACACCAUAGUCUACCAUGGAACUGCAGACUAGUGACUAGAAUACUACAUGUUACUUGUAUUUCAAUAUGUUUUGACUAAUAAUACACCAUAGUCUACCAUGAAACUGCAGACUAGUGACUAGAAUACUACAUGUCACUUGUAUUUCAAUAUGUUUUGACUAAUAAUACACCAUAGUCUACCAUGAAACUGCAGCCUAUAGUGACCAGAAUACUACAUGUUACUUGUAUUUCAAUAUGUUUUGACUAAUAAUACACCAUAGUCUACCAUGAAACUGCAGCCUAGUGACCAGAAUACUACGUCACUUGUAUUUCAAUAUGUUUUGACUAAUAAUACACCAUAGUCUAUAUUUAUUUAUACUAUUUAUACUACUAUUAUUUAUACUAUAUAUAGAUAUACAUUUAUACUUUUUUGUGCUUUGGUGCAAUCCCUGCACGUGACGCAUGUCUUGCAGUGACCAAGAUAGAAUACCACAUGAUUAUAGAGUACUUGGGGUGUUUCCCGGCUGACUCAAAUAUUCUUUUCCUCCGUCGGGGAAAUGCAAUCGCAGUACAACCUGGCAGUCAGAAAUCUGGGUCUUAUUAUGCCAACACAUCCCUGCAACUGUUUCAUCAUAAAACACCAUGGAAAGCAACAAAGGUCAAUAUUCAUCGUGUUUAUUCAGAGAACACAUGCAGUCAUAUUAGAAAUACAUAUCUGAGUUAUUGCCAGGAAGAUAUCUUGAAGCCGCACAUACAUUUGAUCAUCGUGGUUAAUAAACAUUUGAUAUGAAACUAGUAAAGACACUUGGCUGUGCUUGCUGCCUUAAGAACGUCGCUAUGUCGUCAGUCCAGCAAAAGUAAACAUUGGUGCAGGCCUACCUAGCUUGCUGCCUAGACGGGUUGCAGAGGAAACUAGCGAAAAGAAGUAUAAUGGUGUAAAGUGAUGGAGUGAGGUUCCUGGGUGUGGCUAUAUUAGCAUGUAGCAUUUGUAGAAUGCUCUUAGCUAGCGCUGGGAUGAGUGACAAGUGUCGUCGUGCUUCUAUUUCCACGACAAUAUUGCAGACUUGUGUUGGGAAUUAGCUCGUUAUGUGGAACCCAUUAUGUCUCUUUAGGAGGAAUGUUUUUGUAGCAUGCUCUUAGCUAGCGCUGGGAUGAGUGACAAGUGUCGUCGUGCUUCUAUUUCCACGACAAUAUUGCAGACUUGUGUUGGGAAUUAGCUCGUUAUGUGGAACCCAUUAUGUCUCUUUAGGAGGAAUGUUUUUGUAGCAUGCUCUUAGCUAGCGCUGGGAUGAGUGACAAGUGUCGUCGUGCUUCUAUUUCCACGACAAUAUUGCAGACUUGUGUUGGGAAUUAGCUCGUUAUGUGGAACCCAUUAUGUCUCUUUAGGAGGAAUGUUUUUGUAGCAUGCUCUUAGCUAGCGCUGGGAUGAGUGACAAGUGUCGUCGUGCUUCUAUUUCCACGACAAUAUUGCAGACUUGUGUUGGGAAUUAGCUCGUUAUGUGGAACCCAUUAUGUCUCUUUAGGAGGAAUGUUUUUGUAGCAUGCUCUUAGCUAGCGCUGGGAUGAGUGUCAAGUGUCGUCGUGCUUCUAUUUCCACGACAAUAUUGCAGACUUGUGUUGGGAAUUAGCUCGUUAUGUGGAACCCAUUAUGUCUCUUUAGGAGGAAUGUUUUUGUAGCAUGCUCUUAGCUAGCGCUGGGAUGAGUGACAAGUGUCGUCGUGCUUCUAUUUCCACGACAAUAUUGCAGACUUGUGUUGGGAA
Molecule: messenger RNA, 4191 nt
Organism: Doryrhamphus excisus (bluestripe pipefish)
Lineage: Eukaryota; Metazoa; Chordata; Actinopteri; Syngnathiformes; Syngnathidae
Source: RefSeq, a predicted model, not a curated record